GGAGAAAGAGUUAAAAGUGAGAAUCAUUAUGAGGGCCGCCGGAAAAGAAAUAGUAGCGGCGAUUGUGCUGAUGAUGAGCUUCACAGUGAUGCUCACUUUGGCAGCGGAAUACGAGAUACCUUUGGAUGAUCGUUACAAUAUAUAUGAUGAGUACAAGGAAAAUGGGAUAUCUAUGGUUCCAAAGGGUUGUCAACAUACUUGCGGCAAUGUUAGCAUUUAUUACCCAUUUGGAAUUGGACCCAGCAAACAUUGCUAUUUGAACAAAUGGUUCCUCAUAAAUUGCACCAAAUCCUCCUCCGAUGGUGUCGAGAAACCUUUCUUGAGCUUCUUUUCCCACGAGAAGGAUAGUAGUGUAAGAGAGAUUCUGAGCAUUUCCUACAGCUCACAAACAAUAACGAUGAAAGAGUCGUUUUCUCCUCUCUGCCAAACCACCAAUAAUCUCUCCGUAAUGAGCAACACAAAAUUAUCUGGAUCCCCAUUCUUUUACUCUUCCGGUGAAAACAGGUUCAUGUUUUAUGGUUGCGGCAGCGCUGUCCUCACUACGCCCGGUCAAGAAUUCACAAUGGCGGGUUGCAAGUUGAGUUGCAGCAGCAAUAACACCAUGCCAGCUGCAUAUGAUUGCAAUGGCAUAAACUGCUGCCAUUUUAGUCUUGAGUACGAUGUAAAUGCAUACCAAAUCAACAUCACAGACUCAUCCCUCAACGCCUGCAACUAUGCCUUCUUUCUUGCUACUUCUUCUUCCCGAUACAGCCUUCAAAGGAUUAGCAACCUGGUGCCGGAAGAGAAGCUGGUUGUCCCGGUGGUUUGGAGGUGGAGCGUCACAAGAGACGACUUUACUUCCUUGCCUCCCCACUACUCACUCGACUGCUAUCCAUAUCAAAGCAUCUAUCCUCCACAAUUACAAGGGACGUAUUGGAACUGUGGCUGCAAAUAUCCGGAAGAAGGGAACGCUUACUUACCAAAUGGAUGUCAAGUAAGGGCGUGGGAUCGGUCCGAGGCAGAAGGGCGACCCAUGGUUCCAAAGGGUUGUCGAGACAAGUGUGGGACUGUAAACAUUUACUAUCCAUUUGGAAUUGGAAAUGGAAAUGCAGGCAGCAAAAGUUGCUAUUUGAACAAAUGGUUCCGCAUAAAUUGCACCCAAUUUUCUGAUGGUUCCGAGAAACCCUACUUGAGCUCCAUUUCCGGCGGAGUUGAGAUUCUUGGCAUGUCCUACGACUCGCAAACAAUAACAAUUAAAGAGUCCAUCUCUCCUUCCUGUCAAACCACUGGGUCUAUCAAGGGAAGCAAUUUCUCCCUAAUUCCCAAUACAAAAUUAUCUGGAAGCCCCUUCUUUUACUCAAUUGGCAACAACUUCAUGCUUUUUGGUUGUGGAAACGCUUUUAUCACGAUGGCGGGUGAAGAAUUGGAACAACAGGGUUACAAGUUGAACUGCAGCAAAAACACUGCACCGAAAACUGCAUAUGAUUGCCAUGGCAUAAACUGCCACUAUCUUACUUUUGAUUACGAUGUAAACACAUACCAAGUCAACUUCACACACUCUCCCAUCAACGCCCCCUGCAACUAUGCCUUCUUUCUCAGUGCUUCUUCUUCGUUGCCACCUACACUUCAAAGCCUUCCAAACAGGCAGCAGCAAGUAGUGGUUGUCCCGGUGGAGUUGAGAUGGACCAUCACACAAGACCACGUGCCUCCCUCCUACUCUAAGUACUGCUAUCCUUCUACAUACAUCAAUCCGCAACUACAACGCCAUAAUUAUUUGCAGUGUAACUGCAGAGAUGGUGAAGGGAACGCGUACAUGUCCGAUGGAUGUGAAUGGAGGGACAUCGAUGACGAGAUUAGCAAUAAGAAACUGCGGUCUGCUAUUAUCGGUGUUAGCGCAAGUUUUGGAUUUGUGUUCUUAAUAUGGGCUUGUGUCAUCCUCUAUAAAGCCAUCAAGAAGAGAAAGAUGAAGAAGUUGAGGGAGAAAUUCUUCAAGCGUAAUGGAGGUCUCCUAUUACAACAACAACUCUUAGCCAAAGAAGGGAUAGUAGAGAAAACAACGAUUUUCACAGCAACUGAGUUAGAUAAAGCCACAGAUCACUUCAAUGCUGAUAGAAUAGUAGGUCGAGGUGGGCAAGGCACAGUGUACAAAGGAAUGUUAAUUGAUGGGCAAAUCGUUGCAGUUAAGAAAUCUCAAGCCGUGGACGAGAACCAGUUGGAGCCAUUCAUCAAUGAGGUUGUCAUUCUUUCCCAAAUCAACCAUAGGAAUGUUGUCAAACUCAUGGGGUGUUGUUUGGAGACUGAAGUUCCCAUUUUGGUUUAUGAAUUUAUACCAAAUGGAACACUUUUUGGCCUUAUACAUAACAAUUUUGACGACGAACUCAUUCCUCUUUCAUGGGAUAUUCGUCUAAGAAUUGCAUCUGAGGUGGCUUGUGCAUUAGCUUAUCUCCACUCGGCAACAUCAGUUCCCAUCUACCACAGAGACAUCAAGUCGGGUAACAUUCUUCUGGAUGAAAAAUUUCGAGCUAAAGUUUCAGAUUUUGGAACCUCAAGAUCCAUUUCAAUUGACAAAACUCACUUCACUACCAUGGUGAAGGGGACAUUUGGUUAUUUAGACCCUGAGUAUUUUCAAUCUAGCCAGUUCACAGACAAGAGCGACGUUUACAGCUUUGGAGUUGUCCUUGCUGAGCUCUUGACGGGACAAAAGCCAAUUUCAUUUGAAUUGGAUGAUGAUGAGGAUAGGAGCUUGGUAUCACGUUUUCUAUUGUGCAUGGAAGAGAACCGUCUCAUGGAGAUUCUUGACGUGGAAGUUAUAGAGCAAGGUAAAAAGGAAGAUGUUGUGGCAAUGGCUUGGCUUGCACAACGUUGCUUGAACUUCAACGGAAAGAGAAGGCCUACCAUGAAAGAAGUAGCUGCAGAAUUGGACACCAUUAAAGCAUCUCAUCAUUCUCAUCUCCCCUCGGCGGCCAUGGAGACAUUGGAGAUUGAAUCAGAUUACUUCAUAGCUUAAUAAUUUUACUGUUUUAAUUUGCUGCCUCUACCUUUCUUCAGAUACCAAAAGUUGAAUUAUUCUCCACUUUUAUAUUCAAGCACACCCGUCUAAUAGCGUAUAGUAGGAUUCAUUUUUAUGUGUAGUUUCAGCACAUCCUUGGAUGUAAAAUAAAAGUAAAAAUUCUAUGUAUAUUUAUCUCAUAUGUUAUUAGAAGAUGUCUGGUUCUUGAUUC
Messenger RNA from Ipomoea triloba (trilobed morning glory), 3200 nucleotides. RefSeq names its product wall-associated receptor kinase-like 1. The coding region runs from base 29 to 2986 and encodes 985 amino acids. The record is from RefSeq and is a predicted model, not a curated record. The transcript has 4 exons. Gene Ontology annotation, cellular component: plasma membrane. Gene Ontology annotation, molecular function: polysaccharide binding; ATP binding; protein serine/threonine kinase activity. Gene Ontology annotation, biological process: protein phosphorylation; cell surface receptor signaling pathway. NCBI's taxonomy places the organism in Eukaryota, Viridiplantae, Streptophyta, Magnoliopsida, Solanales, Convolvulaceae.